Pristis pectinata (smalltooth sawfish) is the source of this 1467-nucleotide messenger RNA. It is a transcript of the gene chrna9a, whose product is annotated as cholinergic receptor, nicotinic, alpha 9a. NCBI's taxonomy places the organism in Eukaryota, Metazoa, Chordata, Chondrichthyes, Rhinopristiformes, Pristidae. The transcript has 6 exons. Gene Ontology annotation, biological process: chemical synaptic transmission; nervous system process; regulation of membrane potential. The record is from RefSeq and is a predicted model, not a curated record. Gene Ontology annotation, cellular component: neuron projection; synapse; postsynaptic membrane. Gene Ontology annotation, molecular function: transmembrane signaling receptor activity; acetylcholine-gated monoatomic cation-selective channel activity.
AUGUGGGAGAUUGUUGUUGCUCAGGAUAAUCUGACCCAUCCACAUGAAGUCAAACAAGAUAUAACAGCUAACUACUGCCACAGCACGUGCAACACAAUUAGGAACUUGAUUAUUGUUUGAACAGGUACUGAGUCAGCAGAUGGAAGAUAUGCUCAAAUGCUGUUUAAGAAUUUAUUUGAAGAUUAUACAGAUGCACUCAGGCCUGUAGAAGAUACAGAUCUAGCACUGAAUGUCACUCUGAAGGUCACCCUCUCACAAAUUAAAGAUAUGGAUGAAAGGAACCAAAUUCUGACUGCUUACCUUUGGAUUCGACAAAUCUGGUUUGAUGCUUUCCUCAAGUGGGAUCGAGACAAGUAUGAUGGACUUGAUGCUAUUCGAAUACCUAGUAGUUCUGUAUGGAGACCUGAUAUUGUUCUGUAUAACAAAGCUGAUGAUGAAUCUACUGGAUCCAUGGAGACUAAUGUGGUCUUAAGAUACGAUGGGCAGAUUACGUGGGACUCGCCAGCGAUUACCAAGAGCUCGUGUGUCGUAGAUGUGGCAUACUUCCCAUUUGAUGAUCAGAGGUGUAACCUUACUUUUGGCUCGUGGACAUACAAUGGAAAUCAGGUUGACAUCACGAAUGGACUUGAUAGUGGAGACCUGACUGAUUUUGUGGAGAAUGUAGAAUGGGAAGUACAUGGAAUGCCAGCAACAAAAAAUGUGAUCACAUAUGGCUGUUGUUCAGACCCAUACCCAGAUGUCACAUACACAUUAAUUCUCAAAAGGAGGUCUUCUUUCUACAUUUUUAACUUGUUGAUCCCAUGUGUAAUGAUCUCGUUCCUAGCUCCAUUAGGAUUUUACCUACCAGCUGACUCUGGAGAGAAGGUGUCACUUGGUGUGACAGUACUGCUGGCACUGACUGUGUUUCAGCUGAUGGUUGCAGAAAGUAUGCCUCCAUCUGAAAGUGUUCCAUUGAUUGGUAAAUACUACAUAGCAACAAUGACAAUGAUCACUGCCUCCACUGCACUGACAAUUUUCAUCAUGAAUAUUCACCACUGUGGGCCAGAAGCCAAGCCAGUUCCAAAAUGGGCAAAGGUGAUCAUAUUGCAGUACAUGUCAAAGAUCUUUUUUGUGUAUGACAUUGGUGAAACCUGCACAUUGGUGCAAAAGAAAGAUGAAAAAAAGAACUUGCAUCGAUGUCCAGUUUGCAACCACAGAGAAAGUAAUGGACAUUUUGAAGGAAGCAUAGGGAAUAGUUGUGCCAGUGAAGAGGAUCUUAACAUGUCCUCUUGUUUCUGUUACUUACAUAGAGGCAGGGUGGCAAGAAACAUUGAAUUUAUAGCCAAUUGUUUUAGAGAGCAAAAAGCAACGAAUGCAAAAUCUGCAGAGUGGAAAAAAGUGGCUAAAGUAAUGGAUCGUUUCUUCAUGUGGAUUUUCUUUGUCAUGGUGUUCUUUAUGAGCAUUUUAAUUGUAGGAAAGGCAACAUGA